CCAGCGGCCGCGCAGGCGCAGCUCGGGCCGGGCGCUCCCGGCGCUGCCGUAAAGCGGCACGGCGGCGGUUCCGGGACGAGCGGGUAACAAAACCCAGACAAACCAAAAAAAUCACACAAGGACACAGUUCACUGAAAUGUGAGAAUGGCCAAUUCUUUAAGAAGUGAAGUGAUAAAACUGUACAAAAAUCUGCUGUACCUUGGAAGGGAGUAUCCCAAAGGAGCAGACUACUUCAGAAGCCGCUUGAAAGCAGCUUUUCUAAAAAACAAAGAUGAGACAGACCCUGAAAAAAUUAGGCAGCUGAUUGCCCGGGGAGAGUUUGUUAUAAAGGAGCUGGAGGCUUUGUACUUCCUGAGGAAAUACCGAGCCAUGAAGCAGCGCUACUACAGCGAUGACAAGCCCUGACUGUGCCUGUAAGCACACACACCCAGGAAAGUGCAGGAAAAACAAGGAGCUACUGGAGAGGAUCAAGCAGAGGCCAUAAACACGAGGGGUCUGGAGCAUCUCUUACGAGGAGGGACUGCAGGAGCUGGGCCUGUUUAGUCCAGAGAAGAGAAGACUGAGAGGGGAUUUCAUCAAUGCAUAUAAGUAUCUCAAGGGUGGGUGUCAAGAGGACAGUGCCUGGCUCUUUUCAGUGGUGCCCAGCAACAGGACAAGGAGCAAUGGCCAUAAACAUAAAGCAAGAAGUCCCACCUCAUGAGGAAGCAUUUCUGUACACUGAGGGUGGCAGAGCCCUGGAACAGUUGCCCAGGGAGGGUGUGGAGUCUCCUUCUCUGUGGACAUCCCAAACUCACCUGGACUUGUUCCUGUGUCACCUGCUCCACGUGACCCUGCCUGGGCAGGGGGUUGGAUUAAAUGGUCUGCAGAAGUCCCUUCCAACCCAGACUAUUCUGUGAUUCUGUGAAAGUAAAUUCUUAGUUUUUAACCUCACCUGCCCAACCUAAAGAGGCACCACCUUGCUGUGUCAGGGAGACAACUAUGGGGUCAGGAAAGGGGUGAGUUUGAACAGCAGUGCUUUAAGCACUUGGGCCCUGAAGACAAUCCUGCUACUGCUGAUUUCUGCUGUUGUGUAACUGCUGCAGCAGGAAUAGAAAACUUGGUCUUUGCCCCUGGAAGAGAAGUUUGGCCACGGCUGUUUGCUCCAGGCUGUCUCUGUAGGCCUUGGCUCAACUCACACUUGAGCUGAUACUCUGUUGAGUUGGUUGGUGUUUCUACCAAAUGACACUGGAGGGAGAAAUAAUCUUUGAAAUAUAGGUAAGAAUCAUUGCAGUAGAGCUGUUGGAAGUAGCAAGUCUUCACACUGGCACUAAAGGGAUGUUUUAAGGUCACUCAAAGAAUUGCCAGCAAGGGCAUCAGCAAAACCAGGUUUAAUAUAAAAAUGAAAGUGCGACAAAGUCCAUUCAGCAGGGUUCACUCCAGUAUUUACUAGGUGGUUAAAGCACACACAGAAAAAGCAAACUAAAAUCUACAAUCAAUCAGUUAAUACCUAAAUCGACCAAAACUUAUCUCUGAGGAUGCUGGGGAUACAAAAGGGUAAGGAUAAAAUGAAUAAGGGAGAUGCUCCCAUUGAGUCACUAAGUUCAGAGUGGACCCCCCUUGCUGAACUGAGCCCCAGAUCUGACCAGUGGUUUAUGCCUGAAGGUUUAAUAGCACUUAAACUUAACAGCACUUAGUCCAUAGUUUAAUUUAGAGUAAUUUAACUAAAGAUUCCUACAGAAUUUCCUAUAAACACAACAGCAACUCACUCAUAGGCCUGAGUAACUUAGAAUCUAUGAGAGCACUAUCCAUGGUACAUUUUCUAUAGCAUAUCCACACUCACAAACAGUCCUGAAGGAGUAUGUCCAAGGUAUAAAAUUCCCCUGGAAUUCACUGAAGCACUUACCUUGGAUACCUUUGCCUCUUGUCAGUGGCUGAGGGGUUGAGCCUCAAGGAAGGGGGGGGCAUCAUUCCAUGCUCUGUUGUCACUGCUGGUCCUCCAAAUACAGCAAACAGGAGCUCUCUGGCUCUGAGGGGCUGCACACAGAGGGAGACUUCUGGUCAUUGCCCACUGCAGUCCAGCAGAGCUCCAAGGGCCUCACUCAGGCCCAAUGUUCAUAGGGUCACAAGUGAGGUGGGUUUAGUCACAGCACAGUCCACGUCGGUAACUUCCUUUGAAAUUUCAAAAGCAAAAAUGCUGUUCCCACUAGGAGUGUUCUCCAGGCAGGCAAAAUAAGUUUCCAGGGCUGUUGGUUACAAAGCAGGAUCUCUUCAGACAGCACCAAUUCCUGGGAACUAUUCCUGAAGAGCUCCAGAGGAGCUCAGCCCAGGUGCUGAGUGAGCAUUUCUGACAUUACAGCUGGCCUGAGGAGGAGGGAGGGGGGGAUGCAGCACCAUCCUCACAGAAUUCUAGGACAGAAUUUACAACGUGAUGGCAGAGUACAGUACCUUGUGAUGAAAUGCACAUACUCCAGUUUCUGCCACCACACUGAUGUGAAAAACUUCUUCCACAUCAACUGAGCUCCUCUGCACUUCCACCUGCUCUGAGCAGCCAGCAGCCACCAUUCUCAGAGAGAGGGACACUAAGGGGGGCAAGGACAGCAGCUCUGGAACAGGCAGCAACAGCAGAAGUGCAAGGAAGACUAGAGAACAAUUGCCAAACACACAGAACUCAUGAAAUGCUCUGUUACCUGAAAUUCUUGCAGAAGGAAAGGAAACUGGAACAGACACUCACAAUAACUAUUUUUUAUUACAUUACAAUAAAUAGGAGCAGUACAGUUUGACAAAAAAAAUGACAAAUUCCAGAUCACCUCACAGCACAUACUCCUAAAAACAUUAAAAAUUUUAAAACAAACAGUGGUCUUUUUUUUUUUUUUUCCUUUUUUUAACUUAAUGUCUGGCAUGACCAACAUUCCUAGGUCACACAACCAAAUUAUGGAAAAACUGGAUCACACUGCAUAUGUUCCACAUCAAAAAAAGCACAAUGUACAAAAUGUGCAUGUUUCAGUUUACACUAUACAAAAAUAGUUAAAAUACAUUCCAGGUAAACAUAUUACAUUAAGAAGUCAUUCUAGUAAGAAGUUGGCACUCAAGAGGAAAAAGCAGAAGUAUUUUCAACAUGAAAACACAGGACAGUGGAAUAAAGAAAUGUUAGGAAAGAUUUACCAUCUAUGUAGCUUUAUGUAAACUUGAGACACGAUGAUUUGUUUUACAGUUUGAUGGUCUUUGAAGGUAAUAAUUGUAUUGCUUUAUAGUCUAGACAAGAGCAGAAGAUUGUGUGUAUCAGUAUUUACCCAUUAUCCUGUUACUGCAACAAAGCCCACACAGCAAAAGAGUAGCAAAAAAUUUCAGGGCACUGAAACCGGUCAGAAUAAUUCUUUUUGGAGCAAACCAAGGACCCAGGUAUUUAGCAGUUACAUAAAGCUACUGUAAGAAGGUGUUACUCCCUGACACAAGGCAGUUUGACAUGGUGACAUGGGCAGUGACUCCCAGGCUUGCUCAAGAGCUGCUCUCGGGACACAGCACCCAAGGAUGUUCUGUGGAAGCAUCUCAAACAGGGCAGGACAGGGCAGUGAUGAUGGAGCAGCUUGUGCAAGCUGCAAUCCAACGUACUUCACCAAAUCUCAACAAACAGGAAGACAAAACUGCACAACAGUGGCAAGGACGGGGUUGGGUUGGGUUUUUUUUUCAAGUAAAUAAGGGCUAAUCUAAAUGGAUUUUGUACUAAUUUAAUUAGACUGGCAGCUACAGCUCACUUUUGCUGAAAAACCCCAGCACUGGUUCAUAUAUAGCUUUAUAGUAGAGCUAUAGAAACCCAGUUUUGAUGAAUAAGACAUUUCAGCUACAAAUUCUCCUAACAGCUUUAAGUUAAAUUAACAUCAGAAUUUUCGACCAGCCCUAAUUUGACAUGCAGUGUGA
This is a messenger RNA of Haemorhous mexicanus (house finch), 3894 nucleotides long. It is a transcript of the gene ETFRF1, whose product is annotated as electron transfer flavoprotein regulatory factor 1. The record is from RefSeq and is a predicted model, not a curated record. Gene Ontology annotation, biological process: respiratory electron transport chain. Gene Ontology annotation, cellular component: mitochondrion. The transcript is spliced from 4 exons. Lineage: Eukaryota; Metazoa; Chordata; Aves; Passeriformes; Fringillidae. The coding region runs from base 145 to 405 and encodes 86 amino acids.